AUGGCUAAGGAAGAGGAUCUCCAACUCCCUGGAGCAGCUACUGGCCCUCAAGGGGAAGUCUCCAGCCCCAAAGCUGCCCAACAGCUUUUCAGAUGCUUUCAGUACCAGGUGUUUUCUGGGCCCCAGGAGACCCUGAAUCAACUUCGCAAGCUCUGUUUUCAGUGGCUGCAGCCAGAGGUUCACAGCAAAGAGCAGAUCCUGGAGCUCCUCAUGUUGGAGCAGUUCCUGAGCAUCCUGCCUGGAGAGAUCCAGAUGUGGGUGUGCACACAGUGUCCCCACAGUGGAGAGGAGGCCGUGACGCUAGUGGAGAGCUUGAAGGGCGAACCCCACAGACUGUGGCAGUGGAUCAGCAGUCAGGUUCUGGGACAGGAAAGCUCACCUGCGGAGGUGGAAUCUACAAGCUACCAAGUGCCAGAGGCAGAGGCCAGUCUUGAGGUGAUGUCUGAGGAGCUGGGACUUCAUUAUGCAAAUUCAGGGCCUGACCAGCAACUGAACCACAUCAUCAAAGAGGAAGCAGACACUGAGCCGGAAUUAGAUGAGGGCCUGUUCUUAUUCAUGGGCGUGGACAGAGCGGACUUGUCAGAUGAACUGGGAGUCUGGGGCAAGGAGAUUGCCAGCAUUUGGGUGUGCCAGGCAGGAGACAGACAAGAGAAUGUCCAAGAGAACCUCAACUUGGAAACCUGUUGGGACCAGGAGCCUCCAGAUGUCCCUUGUCAUAUCACAGAAGAGGUCCCCCCUCAGGGUUCCUUGAUUGACUUCUUUGGAAGUCUAUCUGGGCUGUUUCUCAAGCAGAAGCAAGAGGCCCCCCAGAAGGACCAGUUGAGACUUCAGAUGACCCAGAAGCUCCUCACCUGCAAAGUAUGUGGGAAAACCUUCUAUAGAAAUUCUGAUCUUGUAUUUCACCAGAGAACUUCUAAGGGAAAUAUGUAUUUUCAGUUCCCCACUUGCAAAAAAGCAUUUCUGCAGAGUUCAGACUUUGUGAAGCAUCUGAGAAUCAGCACUGGGGAGAAGCCUUGCAAGUGUGAUCACUGUGGGAAAGGCUUCAGGGACUUUUCUGGAUUACACCACCAUGAGAAAAUCCACACAGGAGAGAAACCAAAGAAACUCUGUGAGUGUCCUGUCUGUGAAAAGAGUUUCAAUAAGAGGGCCAACUUUAAAGUACACUAUCAGAUCCACACAGGAGAGAAGCCCUAUAAAUGCCCUCUCUGUGAAAAGAGUUUCACUCAGAGCUCAAAUGCUGAUGAACAUCAGAAAUCCCAUCUGGGAAAGAAGUCCUCUCCAGAGCUAGACUAUUUUAACCCUUGUCUGUAUGUCAGUCCAGUAAUAAAUACUGAACUUUUAAAAUCAUCUUUAGAAUUACAUCUGUUCUAUACCUGCCUACUUUCAUAG
Messenger RNA from Elephantulus edwardii (Cape elephant shrew), 1389 nucleotides. Its product is annotated as zinc finger protein 18-like. NCBI's taxonomy places the organism in Eukaryota, Metazoa, Chordata, Mammalia, Macroscelidea, Macroscelididae. Gene Ontology annotation, biological process: regulation of transcription by RNA polymerase II. Gene Ontology annotation, molecular function: RNA polymerase II cis-regulatory region sequence-specific DNA binding; DNA-binding transcription factor activity, RNA polymerase II-specific. The coding region runs from base 1 to 1389 and encodes 462 amino acids. The transcript has 7 exons. The record is from RefSeq and is a predicted model, not a curated record.